Molecule: messenger RNA, 270 nt
Organism: Phaeoacremonium minimum UCRPA7
Lineage: Eukaryota; Fungi; Ascomycota; Sordariomycetes; Togniniales; Togniniaceae
Product: putative sugar transporter protein
Exons: 3
Coding region: 1-270 (89 amino acids)
Source: RefSeq, a predicted model, not a curated record
AUGGUUGCCAUUAUGUUCAGCUUCUGUACACCGUUGAUGAUAAAUGGUGACGCACAGUGGGGUGUUAAGACUGGUUUCUUCUUCGCCGGCACCGGUGCAGUUGCUGUUGUGAUUGCGUGGUUUAUUCUCCCUGAAGUUGCACGUCGCACUCCAGCCGAGAUUGACGAGAUGUUCGACAAAAAGGUCAAUCUUCGUAAGUUCGACAGAUAUGUUACCGAGGUUCAGAUGCGAGCCGAUCAAAUACACGAGAAGCUACACCAAGAGACGUGA